This is a messenger RNA of Adineta ricciae, 1629 nucleotides long. The record is from the annotation of a GenBank genome assembly. Lineage: Eukaryota; Metazoa; Rotifera; Eurotatoria; Adinetida; Adinetidae.
AUGCAAAGUACUCGUCUGUUAAUCACCGCACAACGCUGUUCAUCAGCAUCUAGACUUAACCAUUUAUUGAGACGAUGUCUUACCACUGCACAUUCAACAACAAAAACCAAUUUACAUAAAUCAUCGUUAUCUCUAGUCGAUUCGUACCGUUCACCGUAUUUGAAUAGUCGAUUAUUGCCCUUGCCACAAUGUAGUGUAAUCACUGUUCGAUAUGCCUCUUCCGGUAGCUUACCAUCUCAUAAGAAGAUAGCUCUUCCAGCGUUAUCGCCAACUAUGGAAACUGGUACAUUGAGAUCAUGGUCCAAGAACGAAGGAGAUAAAAUCGCAGAAGGUGACAUUUUGGCCGAAAUCGAAACAGAUAAAGCAACACUAGGAUUCGAGUCAGGUGACGAAGGUUAUCUCGCUAAAAUUCUUAUUCCUGCCGGUAGUAAAGACGUGCCUGUUGGAAAGCCAUGUGCCAUUAUUGUUGAAAAGGAAGAGGAUAUCGCUGCAUUUAAAGAUUAUAAAGAUGAUGGUAGUGGAUCGACUGCAAAGAAACAAUCAUCCGAAGAACAGGCGCCUUCGCCAACAAAAUCAGAGAAGAAAGAUAAAGAAUCAACAAGCAAAACGGAACAACAAGCGGUAUCAACUCCAAAAAAAGAAAAAACGACACCAGCAUCUGAUAAAACAACGAAAGGCGAACGAAUCGCAGUAUCACCACUAGCUAAAAAAUUAGCCGAAGAAAAAGGCAUCAAUAUCCAGUCAGUCCAAGGUAGCGGCCCUAAUGGUCGAAUCGUUGCGGAAGACGUCGAGAAAUUUAUCAAAGAAGGUGGUGCCAAAGCUAAAACAGACACUAAGAAAGCCAAAGAUACACAAGCAGCUCCAAGCAAAGCAUCAAAGAAAGAUAAGGAAACUUCAGGACGUGCAGGUGGUUAUGACGAACAAAAAGUAUCCGAAAUACGUGAAGAAAAUGCCCGCCGUGUAACUGAGUCAAAGACAACUAUUCCACAUUAUUAUCUAACCAUUGAAGUUGAACUCGAUGAAAUAAUCAAAUUACGUGAAAAACUCAAUGCUAUGUUAGCACCAAAAUCGAAAGAUGCAAAAGAUAAGUCACAAGGUAUUACAAUCAAUGACUUCAUUGUGAAAGCAGCUGCACUCGCUUGUAAGAAACGACCAGAAACAAAUAGUGUUUGGAUGGAUAAAACUAUUAGACAAUACGAUACAGUUGAUAUCAACGUAGCCAUUGCUACUGAUGCCGGUGUUCUGAUGACACCUAUUGUCUACAAUGCUGAUCAAAAGGGUCUCUCCGCGAUUAACAAAGAAAUCUCUCAAUUGAGCGAAAAAGCUAAUAGUGGAAAAUUGAAUGAUAACGAACUUGAAUUGGGAACUUUUACUAUUUCGAAUUUGGGAAUGUAUGGUGUGACAAAUUUCAGCGCUAUCAUAUACCCUCAACAGUCCGCUAUUUUGGCGAUUGGUGGUACUGACACAAAGAUUGUUCCUUCAAAAGAAUCUCCAAAAGGAUACCGUCAAUCAACUGUACUCAAUGUAACAUUAGCGUGCGAUCAUCGAGUCAUUGAUGGUGCUGUUGGCGCCCAAUGGUUGCAAGAAUUCAAACAAUUUCUUGAAAGUCCAGGAUCAAUGAUUCUAUAA